CUGCCACCUCUGCCACGAUGGGUCUGGAGCUCUACCUGGACCUGCUGUCCCAGCCUUGCCGCGCCGUCUACAUCUUCGCCAAGAAGAACGGCAUCCCCUUCGAGCUGCGCACCGUGGAGCUGAUCAAAGGCCAGCAUCUGAACAAGGAGUUCUUACCAAUUAACAGCCUGCAGAGGGUGCCCACCCUCAAGGAUGGUGACUUCGUCUUGAGUGAAAGUGUGGCUAUCCUGAUUUACCUGAGCUUCAAGUACCAGACGGCAGACCACUGGUACCCAUCUGACCUGCAGGCCCGCGUGCGUCUCCAUGAGUACCUGGGCUGGCACGCUGACUGUAUCCGUAGCAUCUUUGGUGUAUCCCUGUGGACCCAGGUGCUGGCACCACUCAUUGGGGUUCAGGUACCCGAGGAGAAGGUGAAGCGCAAUAGGACUUCUGUGGACCAGGCACUGCAACGCCUGGAGGACAAGUUCCUGAGGGACAAGGCCUUUCUCACUGGCCAGCAGGUGACGCUGGCUGACCUCAUGGCGCUGGAGGAGCUGAUGCAGCUCGUGGCUCUUGGCUAUGACGUGUUUGAGGGACGGCCGCGACUGGCUGCAUGGCAUCAGCGAGUGGAGGCUUUCCUGGGUGCUGAUCUGUGCCAGGAGACCCACGGCCCCAUCUUGAACAUCCUGGAACAGGCCACCAACAACAAACUCGCAAAGCCGCCCCCGGAAGUCUGUUCUUAUAUGCUGCUUCGUAUUUCCAGGAUCCCCUGAGGGCCUGGGAUAGGGCUGAGGGGAUUCAGAAGAUUAGCAAGUAUGCAUGCUGUUUCUUACAUGUUCCUUUCCAUCUUUUCCAUCUGGUCUCAGGCUCUUGUAUCUGACUGCAGGAGGAGCUAGCUCUGCAGGUAGGACAGCAACUGUCCUUGGCAGUGCUUCUGGGGUGUAGCAGAUUUAAUCAGCAGAGGGUUAAAACCCGCCAAAUGUAUUGUAUAUAAAAGGCUCCUAAAAUUCAAUAACAUAAAGAAAAAUAA
Molossus molossus (Pallas's mastiff bat) is the source of this 1009-nucleotide messenger RNA. Its product is annotated as glutathione S-transferase theta-2B-like. Lineage: Eukaryota; Metazoa; Chordata; Mammalia; Chiroptera; Molossidae. The record is from RefSeq and is a predicted model, not a curated record. The coding region runs from base 18 to 752 and encodes 244 amino acids. Gene Ontology annotation, cellular component: cytoplasm. Gene Ontology annotation, molecular function: glutathione transferase activity. Gene Ontology annotation, biological process: glutathione metabolic process. The transcript has 5 exons.